Messenger RNA from Artibeus jamaicensis (Jamaican fruit-eating bat), 1730 nucleotides. It is a transcript of the gene SUMO3, whose product is annotated as small ubiquitin like modifier 3. Gene Ontology annotation, molecular function: protein tag activity; ubiquitin-like protein ligase binding. NCBI's taxonomy places the organism in Eukaryota, Metazoa, Chordata, Mammalia, Chiroptera, Phyllostomidae. Gene Ontology annotation, cellular component: nucleus. The record is from RefSeq and is a predicted model, not a curated record. Gene Ontology annotation, biological process: protein sumoylation. The coding region runs from base 127 to 441 and encodes 104 amino acids. The transcript is spliced from 4 exons.
GGGGGGCAAAGCGCGGCCCCGCGAGCAGUUGCGGCGGGAGAGCGGCGGGCCGAGAGCGUGACUUGCCCGCUCCCGCGCUGCCUAAUUCCUUUCCUCCGCUCAGCCACCCCGCCACCGCUCGCAAUCAUGUCUGAGGAAAAGCCCAAGGAGGGAGUGAAGACAGAGAAUGACCACAUCAACCUGAAAGUGGCCGGGCAGGAUGGCUCUGUGGUCCAGUUCAAGAUCAAGAGACACACCCCACUGAGCAAGCUGAUGAAGGCCUACUGUGAGCGGCAGGGCUUGUCAAUGAGACAGAUCAGAUUCCGGUUUGACGGCCAGCCAAUUAAUGAAGCAGACACCCCGGCCCAGCUGGAAAUGGAGGACGAAGACACCAUCGACGUGUUCCAGCAGCAGACAGGAGGCUCGAGGGUGACUGGCUGCCUCUUGGGAUGUGGUCUCUAGAGGGACCAGCCCCACUUUGUCACUGUCCUUGCAUUUGCUGUCAAAUAGUGAACAUGUGACCAUGCCAAUCACAAAGGAGUCUGCAGGAACCAAGGACAUCCACCAAAAUUCCUUUCCUCUCUGACAUGCUGCAGGUGCAACUCAAACCGUCUGCAGGGACAAAUCCUCGCCUGAAACCAGGCCAGCCACAGUGUCAUGUUUGUUUAGGAAAAUGAGUUGCAAAAUUUCUGGGGUUUGUUUUUGCUUUCAUUUUUGUCUUUCCCCUCCUAUGACAUUUCCCUGAAGCUUGUGGUGUGAAUGUCCUCUUAGUCUAGAUGGGGAUUGUAUCCUAGGUAUUAAAUAAGCCCUCCUGCUUAUUUUAUCACAUACAGAGCUCAUGUCACCAAAGUCGGGGUGCUUCUGUGGGACACAUUUUGGGGGCAUUGUGGGGAUGGGAGACAAACUUCCACUUACUGUUUCUUGUAGGUUUUUAAAAUACUAACUAUUGCAAGUUUAGAUUUUGUGGGAAUAUAGUAAAGUUGAAGGGAGAAUACUGGAAUGCGUUUUAGAAGGUGAAAAGAAAAUAACCAAGUCCCUCCAUAGUGUGGCCCUGGACGCUCUGUUCCUCUGCUGUCUGCUUGGGCAGAGGUGGGCCUAAGGCCCCCCACAGUGCACGGGCAAAGUGGGGUGCAGCGGAAAUAGGCUUUUCCCCUUUUCUUUUUUUAAAAAAAUUUCAGUUACCGUUUAUAUUCAAUAUGAUUUUGUAUUAAUUUCAGGUGUCCUCCUUUGUUAAUACACAGGAAAGUAAUUCCCACGUUUCUCACCUGGUAGUGCACUGUGGCCUCAGAGUUCUUCCAGUAUUUGCUUCUGAUGAGUACUUAUGGUCUCUACAUAAAAAGUACGAUUAGGUAUUUCUGACUUUGCAGUGACAUUUUUGUGUAAAAGAGCUACUUCAAAGUGCAGUUACAAGUGGGCCCUGGGCAAAGACAACUUCAUGUCCUCACGGACUGUGCUCUGCCGCUUUCCAACAUUAGCCGUGAUUUCAUUUCGGUGAAGCAUUUUGGGACCUGUUCAGUUCUCCUCCUGCCCUUCCAUGUGGAGCCCCUGCUGCCUGGUGGCCCUGCUCUGCCUCGUUCUGGCACCUGGACAGUGCGACCUCGACCAUCUCUUGCUUGCCUGGAAUCUUGCCUUUGUGUUUCGCUGUUGGGGCGUGGAUGUGGUGUCUGCUGGCUCUGCUGUUUGUUCACAAUUUGUACAUUCUUUGUUGUCCUUUACUACUGUACACAGUAAAUAUAGUUUGGUAUUCUGUC